CUCAAAUACACAGUCACAACAGCAGGAGUGAUCUCACCUCCUCUCCACCCCUUCCAUCCACCGCUGCUGCCAGCCUCCCAAAACGCGUCUCCGUGAGCCGUACCGGUGUAAAGACACGGUAAGGUAUUACUGCGAAUUCACGGUGGAUUUCCCCUGACCAGGACCACUACUGAGCCGCAGAGCCGACCAUGGAAGAACUUACGGCAUUCGUGUCGAAAUCUUUCGAUCAGAAAAGCAAGGAGAGCAGCAAAGAGAGUAUCACGUACAGGGAAGUUUUGGAGAGCGGCUUGACGAGGGCGAGGGAGCUGGGCAGCCCGGAGACGAACCUGCAGGACAUAACGGAGGGCAGCCACUGCCCGGUGCAUCUGUUCAAGGACCACGUCGAGCUGGAGAAGGAGAAGCUCAAGGAGUUUAACGUUUCGAGGGCGACGGAGGGGAUUUACGAGUGCAAGGAGAAAAAGGAAGACGUGAAAUCCGAGGACGAGGACGCGCAGGGCAAACUGAAGCAGCGGAGGAGUCGCACAAACUUCACCUUGGAGCAGCUCAACGAGCUGGAGCGGCUCUUCGACGAGACGCACUACCCGGACGCCUUCAUGAGAGAGGAGCUGAGCCAGCGGCUGGGGCUGUCCGAGGCCCGCGUGCAGGUUUGGUUUCAGAACAGAAGAGCAAAAUGUCGAAAACAAGAAAAUCAGAUGCACAAAGACAUCUUUCCCUUCUCCCCAGGUGUUAUUCUGGGCAGCGGCAGUCACCUUGAAGCUUGCAGAGUAGCACCCUAUGUCAAUAUGGGCGCCCUCCGGAUGCCCUUCCAACAGGUCCAAGCCCAGCUCCAGUUGGACGGCGUCACCCACUCCCACCCCCACCUGCACCCACACCUGGCUGCUCACGCUCCCUACCUGAUGUUCCCGCCCCCUCCCUUCGGACUACCUAUCGCGUCUCUCGCCGACUCGGCCUCGGCGGCGGCGGCGGUGGCGGCAGCUGCCAAAAGCAACAGCAAGAACUCGAGCAUCGCCGACCUGCGACUCAAGGCAGGACUUCUGCGGGGCCAGUGGCUCAGUCCACUCCAGGCACAGAUCACAUCCCAAGGACCAUACAAACACAUGUGGAUGUCUGUCUGAGGGCCGGCCCGGGGCCCGUCAGACCAGAAGACGUUAGAACAAAGCUAACAGGCAGGGGCCAAAAAGCUGAGGCUCUCUGACGCUGGCUGCCGCCAUGUUGACAAUGCGAAUGGUUGAGCAGUGGGAGGGAGGGAGGGAGGGGGGAGGGGGGGUUCAGAACCCACGCACCAUCUCACCGAGGCAUUGGACUGGCUCUCACCUUUACACCCCUCCUCUUUGCCCACCCCUCGCUAGAAAAAGGAAGAAAAAAGAUUUCUUAAAAAAAAAGGCCAUAUUUGUCUCCAACCACUGUGUUCCCUGCUGCCGCCGAGUGCAUGAGCUCUAAUGGAGGACGGUUGUGGGACUGGCCUCCGUCCACACCUGACACAAAACGCUCCGCAACUGUUUUCACACUGCCACUCGAGGCAAAGCCGCCCCGCCCGCCCCCAAACGCCGACAAAGCUAACGGACUCCACGCUCCGGACUAAAACACGGGCAGCAGCCGCGCUGCUCGGCUGCAGAGGGCGGAGGCCUCGUUCUGUAGCUGGGCGUCAGGCGGCGCGUGGCGUGCGUCGCAUCGCGUCACGUCGCUGCUCGCCGCCGCCCGUCUUUAUUCUUUCCGUUUCCUUGUGUUGUUUCUUCCCGGGUAAAGAAGUGAACGUGGCCGUUGCACUUCAGGUCUUGUAUGUGGGCGUUCACACAUGGCACUACAAGCAGAUACUACUUUACUAAUUAAAUCGGGGGGGAGGGGUUUGAUAUUGUCACGUGUUCCACAAAAAGGACAUCACCUUGGAUAAAGGGUAUAAAUGAGUUUUCUCCUUUCUUUUUUCCUUCUUAUUCUCAAAAUAUGAAGAAAGCAUCAGUCAGACUGAAAUGCAAUGGUGUGCAGUUUAAGUGCAAUACUGUAAAUAGCAAAAAAGUAAAAACAGUUAGCAGUUAAUCCUCAACGAUAAAGACCCACCGAGUUCCUGUUGUUUGUCAUGCACUGUUGGAGAGUUGAAUGACCUUAAACACACCAGUUUUUCUAAAGCAGUGUCAACCAGGUGCCAUAACCAGCGUGUUCACCCAGUUUGUAUCAGGUACAGUUACUGUACAGGUUGAGGAAAACAUGAGCACAUUGUUCCGCAAGCUGCAGAAAUGAGGACAAAUUAAACCAAACUACAGUAAAAUCCAGUUGGGUUUUUUGGAAAGUGUCCAUAAAAUCAACCAAUCAGCAUUUAGUCCAAACCAAGCAGUUGUUUACAAUAUGAUUGGCUUAAUUCUGCAUGUGAUAUGUGACAUUUCAUUAUUCAUUUCCAAAUAAUUCAGACUGUAUUUUACUGAUUGUUCCAGACAAAACAGAACAUUUGGGUUGUUUUGGAGUUCAAAGAUUAUUUUGACAACUUUCUAAACACUGCUGUCAAAGCUGCGCUACAUGUAGAUCCGUGUAAGGUUUACGUACCUCGAACAGCCUCCAAACAGCAUUUUUCUCUAACAGACCUCCAUUUAGAAUUGUUUAUGUCUCCAUUUUAAAUUAAACAUAUGGGUGUUUUAUUUAUUAUUUUGUCUGAAAGUCUAUGAAAGAUGAAAUAGUUGAACUACAAGUGUACAUUUUUACAUGGCUUUGCAUUUAUUUUUGUAUGUUUUUUUAAGUGUUGAAUUUGAAUUAGGAGGUGUGGCUGUAGUGCAUUGUUUGCCUAAAAAAAUGUAGCGUGUCCGCGUUUACAAACAUUUCAGGGAUGGUUGAAUCCAACAAUACUCCAUGGAAUUUGUUGUACCCAUUAAAAAUGAUCAUCAUUUCAUAUGCAAGCAUGCCUAAACAUGAAUCAUCGUACGGUUUGUUUUCCCCUUUUGAAUUCACAAAAUAUGAAUGUACAUCUUGUACAAGUAAACUAUCAAUAAAGUUAUAAAUAUUUGUA
Betta splendens (Siamese fighting fish) is the source of this 2992-nucleotide messenger RNA. RefSeq names its product short stature homeobox (gene shox). Gene Ontology annotation, molecular function: DNA-binding transcription factor activity, RNA polymerase II-specific; sequence-specific double-stranded DNA binding. NCBI's taxonomy places the organism in Eukaryota, Metazoa, Chordata, Actinopteri, Anabantiformes, Osphronemidae. Bases 189 to 1115 code for a protein of 308 amino acids. Gene Ontology annotation, cellular component: nucleus. The record is from RefSeq and is a predicted model, not a curated record. Gene Ontology annotation, biological process: regulation of transcription by RNA polymerase II. The transcript has 6 exons.